Messenger RNA from Oncorhynchus keta (chum salmon), 2281 nucleotides. RefSeq names its product C-type lectin domain family 12 member B-like. NCBI's taxonomy places the organism in Eukaryota, Metazoa, Chordata, Actinopteri, Salmoniformes, Salmonidae. The coding region runs from base 1649 to 2281 and encodes 210 amino acids. The record is from RefSeq and is a predicted model, not a curated record. The transcript is spliced from 5 exons.
UGCACAUACACAAAUGCAUACACAUAUUGUUGUAUGUGUUUGUAGUUCAACAUGAAGUCAGUACAGUUUACAUUGAGCAUACACAUCAUUUCCAAUUCAAAUAUAUUCAACAGAUAUUUACAUGCUGCAAUUUAGGCCUGGUGAUGACAUUCUCAACAGUACCAAACCACCAUUACAUACACUGUAUAGGAGGUGACUGUACCACCAACCAAUGAGUGUAGUAGAGAUACCAAAGGAUGUUACUUAAUCAUCUUUGACAGUUAGUCUUUGUUGUCAAUUUACAUAUAAGCACAAUAACAAAUGCUCUAUUUGACUGCUCCCCUAUAUGGUCCCAAAAGAGGGAGGGGAAGUGGAUAUUUUCAGUGGUUCAACCAGCUGUCACUCAAAAUUAUCAACCAAUCAUGUUCAUCCUCACUGGUUAAAGCUGCCCACACUCAAUAUCCACUUGAAUCAGUUUGUAGUGUCACAUCUAUUGUCUGGACAUUAUAAUGACCCAUGUUUGUAGUCCUGGACCUCCUGAACAUGUUGAUGUAUAUUUGGGAGUAAACAGAGGGUCCAAAUCAGCAGAAAGGUGAAAGGAAGGAGGAGUUCUGGAAACUCCCUGAAUUAUCUUGGGGCUGUUACAUAUAAUAUUUAAUAUAUGUUAACAGCUAGUCUUUGUUCUCCACUUCCCCUCUAUGAUCUAUAUCUUCCUGGUAUGACAGUGUCCUGUCCAUCAUCACAAAUAGCAAGUCCCGUUCCCUGGACAGGAGGACUGUGUUGAGAUUUACUCUGGACAAGAUGAUCAUGUAGAGACAUGGAAUGAUUUAUAUUGUUCUGCAGAAAAUGGUUUAACAAUAACCACUAUAACAAUCUCACACACACACACACACACACACACACACACACACACACACACACACACACACACACACACACACACACACACACACACACACACACACACACACACACACACACACACACACACACACACACACACACACACACACACACACACACACACACACACACACACACACACACACACACACACACACACACACACACACACACACACACACACACACACACACACACACACACACACACACACACACACACACACACACACACACACACACACACACACACACACACACACACACACACACAUACACACACACACACACACACACACACACACACACACACACACACACACACAUACACACACACACACACACACACACACACACACACACACACACACACACACACACACACACACACACACACACACACACACACACACACACACACACACACACACACACACACACAUACACAUACACACACACGGACAAAAGUAUACAAGUACGCACACUAGUAUGCAAACGUUUUUGUAUUAGCAAAGCCACAACUACCCGUGUCAUUUUGUUGAUACUUCCCUAGAGUUAACACCGACAGCAGUCACACAGACAGAGACAAACAGAUGACUCAGAGACAGAGAUGUCACUAGAAGCAGAGACUUAACGCAUAGAGGUCUUGCAGUUGAUGUACGACGCCUUCUGGCAGCCAAGUUGGAAGACCACCACAUUAAUUCUAGAAUCAGAGACUUAAUGUAUAGUAGAUCUACAUAGAAAGAAAGACCCAGGCAUUGUUAAAGAUGUCAAAGGUCAUCAAUGCUGAACCAGAUAGGAACAAGAAGGUCAAGUUUGACAGAGGUGAGAUGGAGGAGAGGAUUGUAGAUAUCUACGUCAGUGCAGACACCCUGAGAGACGGUGAGACCAGCACCAAGAGAGAAGAGACAGCACACACUGCCCCUGAUAAUGGACCAGGAGACCAGCGAACAAAGCCUGAUAGGUCAGGGAAGAGACCCUCCCUAGUUGCUGCAGUGUUUCUGGGGCUGCUGUGUGUUCUCCUGGCUGGGAUCAUAGGCCUGUCUGUCUGCUAUAACAGAGACAUCACAGAUUCUGAGGAUAAAAGGAAUAACUUGUUCCAGAGUUUCUCCCUUUUUAAAAUCAACGCAACUGAAGAGAGAGACCAGCUCCAGACCAGAUACAACAACUUGACUAAAGAGAGAGACCAGCUACAGACUGAGAGAGUUUUUCUUAGCGAGAGGCUUUUUAAUCUCAAACAAACCUGUCCUGCUGGCUGGCAGAAGUUUGAAUCCAGUUGGUACUUCCUGUCUACUGAGUCUAAAACCUGGAAGGGGAGCAGAGAGGACUGUCUGGAGAGAGGAGCAGACCUGGUGAUCAUAAACAGUGAUAAGGAACAGGAACUAUCGGUAAAACACUGA